Rhagoletis zephyria (snowberry fruit fly) is the source of this 834-nucleotide messenger RNA. RefSeq names its product probable serine/threonine-protein kinase DDB_G0276461. The record is from RefSeq and is a predicted model, not a curated record. Lineage: Eukaryota; Metazoa; Arthropoda; Insecta; Diptera; Tephritidae.
AUGCUGGGCCACAAUGGCGAUAUUUCUCCGCUCUCUUCCAGCAAUUCUUUCUCCUCAGUGGACACCAAUCAAACACUACUUAACUCAAUUGCCAACCAAGCGCAACUGCAACACCAACAGUCGUCCUCAUCGCAUAUAUUGCCUCAGCUGCCACCGCCGCCCACAAGCAAUAACAGCAGUUCCAAUCGUCAUGGCACCAGCAAUCGCUCAUAUCGCACCAAGUAUAGCCAAUUCAUGAUAAUCACACCAGCGGUCUCCAUUGAUCGUGACUAUGAGCAUGAUGAAGCUUUUGGCAGUGGUGGAUCCGCUGCAGCUGCGUUAACUAACAAUUUCGACUUUGAUGAGGAUGCCUAUUGCAAUGACAACAACACCAAUGCCAAUGCCAAUGGCAACAACAGUAAUGCCAAUAAUGGCAACAUUUUUCGCAUGUCACUACUGCAGAAUAGCAGCAGCAUUGAUAGCGGCAACAGCAGUGACAGCUCUUUCCGCUCCAACUACAAUCCCUAUCUACAUCACAGUCGCCAACAUUUGCUACCCAAAGGGGCGCCACAUUUCUACACGUUCUCCUCGUGGCGCUGGUGCACACUAAUUUGUGCUGCAAUGCGUUGCUUUGGUGGCGGACAUAGCUCACAUGCGCCGUACAGCACCAGCUUUGCGCGGCCACCAUAUCAGCGUUCGCGUAGCUCCGGCGCACAAACAACCCGUUCCUCGCAGCCACAUCGGCGUUUGCGCUCCUCUUCCUUUACUGCUGAGACGGCUUUCGAGCAUUUCUCGGCACCCUUUAAGGCGCGCAAAACGCGCGACCAUCUCAACAACAUCACCUACGAAUUGUGA